GUUCGAGAGACAGAAAGGAAGAAGGCUGCGUUAAAGGGAGAGAGACUCCAGUACGUGCAAAGUGGAUACGAGUUCGUGGGCUUUUUCUCUCUGUAGGUCAUCUAUUGCGUGGAAAGUCGUUGAAACGAGUAUAUUAAAUACAAAAACAAAAGUGAACACAUUUCAAUAAUAACAACACAAUCCAUAAGAAGCCAAGUGAAUAAUGAUAAACAACUUGAAUAGAUGAUGGUUUGGUCAAACGUUUGGUGAAAUAAGUGUCAAGCAGCAGCAGCAGUCGAUGAUCAAAACAAUCAGAUUGAUGCUGAAAUAACUGAAAAUAAUACUAAAUAAUGAGUACCUUGAGGCGUCAUUAUUGUGUCAAGAAUGUGGAUACGGAAGUCGAAGAAGUGCAUCAUCACACGAGGUCAGCUCACUAGCGUUGUAGGAAGCAGCAGAAAAAGGGAAAACGAGAGAUACGUAGAAGAGAGAAGAAAGGAGUGUGCGCAAGCCAACAAACGCUCGUCUGCAUUCAAGAUGGUUUAGCUUGGAUUUUUGGGGGUUUAAGCUGUCCAAUUUGCACGAGAAUUAACAGAUCAGAAAUACACGGGUAGCAAUGUGGUGGUCGUGAGACACACAACAGCCACGCGAGAUAUCUCAGUGGACUAAAAACCAACCACGAGGCUCUAGAAAAACAAUCUCUUUCCAGCAGAGGAAAGAUUUGGAAAAACAUGCCUAGGACACUAUCACGAUGAUCUCUUGGAUCAACUUUCCUCGUGCUUCCUGGGCCUGGAAUAGACACUGACGAUAUGGACACAGUAUGGCUUCGGUACUGUGGCAUGCCUCUGGGAGUAGUUUCGUCUUGCCUGCCAUCGUCUUCUUUCUGCUACUUUGUCCACGUGCUAUCACAGCCCGCGAGGUAAUUGAUGUGCCACUGCCACAGCAAGACUUCGUUCCAUCCCUAUCGCCACCACCACCGGGACCCUUCACCACUGCCAAAACACCAAGGUGUGACCAGACAUUUGUCAGUGUCAAAGAUGGUCCGGAAAAUGGUACAUUUCAUGCGCCUACUUUGAUUAAUCCGAAACGUGAAUCACAGCAGUGUGUCUAUACCUUCCUUGCAGCACCUCAUCAACGGGUGGAAGUUGUUUUUACAACUUUUGGCCUUCGCGGCACUCCGCCAGAUGGAGCUGCUGUUGGGGAAUUACCUGCCUGUGCUCAUGAGUACAUGGAUGUCUACACGGAGAUACGAUCAGAAAAUGCAACCAAGCUGAUAGAAACACCCUUCGGUGGGCGAUAUUGCGGCCCUAUUCCACCGAGAAGACGAGUAUCUCUCUACCGCGGGAUUGCACUUAGUUUCUAUACAGACAAGAAUAUCACGUUACCAAGUCUCUUUAGCGGUCGAUACGCUUUCAUCAACGCCUCUGAGUACGAAAUCGGAACACCAGCGCCUUAUACACCAUGUUCUUUCUUGGUAAAUUCAACAGUCAAAGGCACUGGAUCUAUUCUAUCGCCUACUUAUCCUGGGACUUAUCCGAAGGAUCUUGUUUGUACGUACCGGUUUAUCGGCAAGAUUGGCCAGAGGAUUCGACUUGAGUUUCGGGACUUUGACCUUUUUUAUGGAGGUCCUCACUGCCCUUUUGACUAUGUAAAAGUUUAUGAUGGAUUGGAUAAUACAGCCCCAACAAUUGGGACUUAUUGCGGUCAGCAACGUAAUUUGGUGCUAUAUUCUUCACAAUCUAAUCUUACUGUACUCUUUGUAACACUGCAGCGAACUGCAAAUACACAAAAUCGUGGAUUUAAAGGAAUUUUUGAAUUUUCUGAAAGCUUUGUAAAAUUAGAUUUUAUAAAUAAUUCUGGAGGAAUGCAUAUACGAGGAUCAGAGUGUGAUCAGAAAAUCUUGAGCAAGAAAGGAGGUGUGCCAGGAUUUGUUGUCAGUCCCAAUUAUCCUUAUCCUUACAUACCAAAGGUUGUGUGUCGUUACUUUAUCUACGGUAUGCAGGAUUCUCAGCAUCUUGAACGUGUGAAACUCGAGUUCUUAAUGUUUGAAAUAUCUAAAGGAGAAGCCAAAGGAGAAUCCGCAUGUACUGAUGGAUACUUGAAAAUCUACCUGAAAGGUCAAGAAGCAACUGACUCGUACGACAAGUUUGACUAUGAAUUUUGCGGUAAUGAAACGAAUCCGAGCCAAAUAGUUAGUGACGGGCCUCGUCUCGUUAUGGUGUUCAGCAGCGGGGAGCUCAAGCAAGGCCGGGGUUUCAAAGCUAGGUAUAGCUUUGAAACCGAGUACAAAAUACCCGGUACCGCUGCACCGGACGGCAGCUGCACAUUCACUUAUCGAAGUUCCUCACGGAAAAAAGGGGAAUUUAACUCACCACGUUACCCAAGUAAUUAUCCGAGCGAUACAAAUUGCACUUAUCUCUUCUUGGGAACGCGCAAUGAACAAGUUACUCUUGUUUUUGAUAAUUUCAAAGUUCGAACGAGUGUGACUAACGAUUCCGUUGGAUCUUAUGGACCAAUCACCUGCCAAGAUGAUUGGUUAGAGAUUUACAACAUAUACCAAGAUAGUACAGAGAAGUUAAUUGGAAGAUACUGUGGAAUGACUGCGCCAGGUCCUGUGGAAUCCAAUCUCGGUGCUCUUGGUCUAAAAGUCAUUCUUCACUCUGACUCGGAACACGUGUAUAGUGGCUUUAAAGCUCGUUACACUUUUGAUGUUGCUAAAUCCAUUUUCGGAGAUUGUGGCUCAAAUAUUAGCAGUCUCGAUUCUGGAGUAAUAACGAGUCCAAACUAUCCUGAAAAAUAUGACGGCCCAUCUCGAAAUGCUUCCAGCAAAACUUGCAAUUGGUUUGUAAGUGUGCGUCCUUACCACAGGAUAUUAUUGAAUUUUUUUAAUUUUUCUGUGGAAGGUGAACAAUCUGUCAGAGGAUGUCCAGCUGCCGUUUUGAGGAUGUGGCUUUCACAAACCUCUACGCCGAUUGAAUUGUGCGGUGGGAAACCUAACGAUAUUUCGUGGAGUUAUUUGUCAGAUGAUCACAAUAUACGGCUUAGCUUCAUAUCCUCUGACAAAGCAGUAGGACAAUCGGGCUUCCGAGCUGUGUGGACUGAAGUGUCUUUGGCAAGCGAAUGUGAGCCAGAUGAAUUUCAAUGCAGUAAAAAAGGAUACUGUAUUGCAGACACAUUACGUUGCAACAAAGUCAGGAAUUGUGGGUCUGAAGAUGCAACUGACGAGGAGAACUGUACAAUCACAGUGCCUCCAGUGAGUUACGCGGUGCCAGUGGGAUCUGCAGCAGCAGCUGUACUUCUAGCUCUUAUUAUCUGUCUUUUGUGUCAUCGUAAAAUGAAAAGACGCGUCGAAGAGAUGAAUAUCGAUGAUUAUCAUCCGGAGCCUGAAGAUUUGGAGGAUUAUAUUUUCCAACAUAGCUACUACCUUCGUUCAUCAAGCAUUCACGAUCAAGGAAAUCCUCCAGAAGAGUACAAUGAUCAUUAUCAUUUGGGCCCGUCGAGCCCACGUGAUGGUGAAAUUGAGCAUGUUUGCGGUGAAGGGAGAAAUAGCCCUGACAGCCCGUGACUAUCAUCAGCAUCAUCUUGGUGUCAUUGUCUCUAUCGACUUUUAUGUCGAUCAGCAUCAUGUGCGUUAUUGCGUGUCUUUGGAACGCAGACUAUAGAAUCGCGCCUAAUGUGUAAUAAAAUUGUUGUUGCUGUUAUUGUUGUUGUUAUUGUUGCUCAUGAUAAUUCGAGCAGCUCAUUCAACGCCAUCAACAGCCAUUCAUACGGAGAGUUUAUUGUCAUGAAAAGGAAUAAAUCGUUUUUGUCAAUAUUUCUAAUAAAAAUUGUUCUCACUUACAUCCUGUUCAAGGAUCAUCAUUGGACGUGGGCGACGAUGAACACCAGACAGGGACUUGGAUUAAACAUUUUUUAAAAUUUUGUAUGUGUCCUAUAUAUGGUCUUAUGAUAUCAAUGUGCAAAUAUGCUGAGGAACAAUUCGAAACUAAACACAGAGUUGGAUCAAUGAAAUAUAUGUAGAUUCAAUGAUGGAAAAAAAUUCUAACAUUACAUAAAACUUAAUUUUGUAUUUUUUCUUAUUUUUUUAAGAGUCAAACUCUAAUUUAGAUUGAUAAUCUUAUCAAGUACUGUAAAAUAAUAAAUUAUUUAUAUUUUUUUAGUCGAAUUAUAAAAAAAAAGUAUAAAAAGUUAACGGAAUGUUAAUCAUCAUCAAAUAUAUUUUCUUGAUCAAAGUGAAAUUAUUUCUCAGCAUGAAUGUGUUAUAUAGUGUAGAUAAACUUGGUAUAACAUUAAUUUUAAUAUAAAACGUCGUAAUUUAGAUAAAAUAUAAUGCAGCAGACUUUAAAUACUAAACAAACUGUUCGAUUAUUCACAUCAGGAAAGACAUUCUAAGUGCCCACGUUACAAAAUAGUUGCACAAUUUUUAAAAAGAAUUUCAUAUGUAGGCUGGUACCUGCGAAUCAUUGUAGAAACAACGCGUUCUUUAAUCCUUUUAUACAUUGUACUGAAAAAAA
Chelonus insularis is the source of this 4490-nucleotide messenger RNA. RefSeq names its product dorsal-ventral patterning tolloid-like protein 1. The transcript is spliced from 17 exons. Lineage: Eukaryota; Metazoa; Arthropoda; Insecta; Hymenoptera; Braconidae. Gene Ontology annotation, molecular function: protein binding. Gene Ontology annotation, cellular component: plasma membrane. The record is from RefSeq and is a predicted model, not a curated record. The coding region runs from base 797 to 3541 and encodes 914 amino acids.